UUUCCUUUGCAGAUUUGGGGUUACAAUUGUAAUCAAAUUUGACCAAUCAAACCUGGUGAAGAGCUAUAUACCAGCUUUCCUCAUAAUCGUGGGGGGCUUGUCCCUCCGACCCACCGACGUCGUCAAAUUCUCCAUUGCUCUUUUCCUUUCAAAGCCCUCCUUUGUGCACAAGACUUAAUCGACAAGAUACAAUUUGGAUGUAUCUUCACUCCUCUGAUAGUUAUUCAGAUCAACCACAGUUUUAAUUACAUCUCUUUUAGAGCGUGGUAUUAUUCCAACUACUCAAUUGACGACUUAACCUUGCAAAUUAAUAGGGUGGUAGGCAAUGGGAUAUGCAAAUGGUCUUUUAUGUCCACAGGGGAAGCAGCCACUUCUCUCCUUUGGGGUUAUAUCAGAUGUCCAGUAUGCUGAUAUCGACAAUGGCCUCUCAUUCCUUGGCGUUCCUAGGUAUUACCGGCACAGUGUUAGUGUGUUGCGAAGGGCAGUUCAGAAAUGGAAUCAAGAAAAGCCUAAGUUUGUUCUUAAUUUUGGGGACAUUGUUGAUGGGUAUUGUCCCAAAGACCAGUCAAUGAUUGCUGUCAAGAAAAUUGUUGAUGAAUUUGAUAAAUUCAACGGCCCUGUCUAUCACAUGAUUGGAAAUCACUGCCUUUACAAUCUUCCUCGAAAGGACCUGCUUCCAUUGUUGAGAAUCCCUGGCCAUGAUGGUCAUGCCUAUUUUGAUUUUUCUCCAAUUCCAGAGUACAGAUUUGUAAUCCUAGAUGCUUAUGAUAUCAGUGCCAUUGGUUGGCCGGAAGAUCACCCAAAUACUUUGAAGGCCUUGAAAGUUCUUCAGGAGAAAAACCCAAAUUCAGACAAAAACAGUCCAAGUGGACUUGUGGGACUGGAGAGAAGGUUUCUCAAGUUCAAUGGAGGUGUUGGGAAAGAACAACUGGAAUGGCUGGAUCAUGUCCUUCAGGAAUCUACCAAGUUGAAUCAAAAUGUAAUAGUGUGUUGUCAUCUGCCUUUGGAUCCUGGAGCCUCAUCUUUUGCAGCGUUGUUGUGGAACUAUGAUGAAGUGAUGGAUGUGAUACAUCGCUAUGGCUGUGUGAAGGUCUGUAUGGGCGGACAUGACCAUAAAGGUGGACAAUCAGUUGACUCCCAUGGGGUACAUCAUCGGGUCCUUGAAGCCGCUCUUGAGUGCCCUCCUGGUACUGAUUCUUUCGGACACAUUGAUGCUUUUGAUGAUAGAUUAUUACUUUUUGGUACUGAUAGAAUGAAGAGCACUGAGAUGGUUUUUCGUCACUAGACCAUCUUGCAAGUUGCAACAAAAAAAUCUACAGUUUGUAAAGUUUAUCCACAUUUUGCCGUUACGAAAAAGGAUGUCAACUGAUA
Molecule: messenger RNA, 1371 nt
Organism: Solanum dulcamara
Lineage: Eukaryota; Viridiplantae; Streptophyta; Magnoliopsida; Solanales; Solanaceae
Product: manganese-dependent ADP-ribose/CDP-alcohol diphosphatase
Exons: 2
Coding region: 326-1285 (319 amino acids)
Molecular function (GO): 2',3'-cyclic-nucleotide 2'-phosphodiesterase activity; manganese ion binding; CDP-glycerol diphosphatase activity
Source: RefSeq, a predicted model, not a curated record